GUCACACUCGUAUACAACGUUUACCCUCUCAUGGCCUCAGGAUUUAGCUACACGGGAGGCCGCUCACGGUGCUUUGCCUACUGGCAAGAAUUCUCGAAAUGCUAUGCAGAAGCAGAUACCCCUAGCCAAUGUCGCCUGCAGGCCGAUGACUACCUAGAGUGCUUGCACCACACGAAAGAGGUUGCGCGCGCAAAAACUGUCAAGGCAGAGUUUAUCAAGCAAGCCGAGCAUCAAGCCAAGGAAGGGCGUAAGGUGGCCGACGUGCUUGCGGACGGAGUCAUUGUCAGCGUUGGCUUGAUUCAGAGAGGCAAGAGCACGGAAAGCCCUAAGUAGAACAUUCCAUCCUCUCCUCACUUGGCAGCACGUAUUGCGCAAUCAGAAAAUCUUCACAAACGUUUACCAUGUGCCUCCGACUCUUGUGCCACAGUGCCUUUGACAUCGGAGCAUCAUUUCCUGCGAUGUACCAGCAUACUGCCAGAAAUGUUCUAUAAAACGGAAACUAA
Molecule: messenger RNA, 503 nt
Organism: Serpula lacrymans var. lacrymans S7.9
Lineage: Eukaryota; Fungi; Basidiomycota; Agaricomycetes; Boletales; Serpulaceae
Exons: 5
Coding region: 31-333 (100 amino acids)
Biological process (GO): mitochondrial respiratory chain complex I assembly
Source: RefSeq, a predicted model, not a curated record